Cryphonectria parasitica EP155 is the source of this 1359-nucleotide messenger RNA. RefSeq lists its product as uncharacterized. NCBI's taxonomy places the organism in Eukaryota, Fungi, Ascomycota, Sordariomycetes, Diaporthales, Cryphonectriaceae. The transcript is spliced from 2 exons. Bases 1 to 1359 code for a protein of 452 amino acids. The record is from RefSeq and is a predicted model, not a curated record.
AUGUGUUUCACGGAGUUCAUCGGCUACACCUGCGGCCACACCGCCACGGACGUUCUUCGUGUCUGCCCCUUGACCACCCGCUACAAUACGAACCCCAUCUGCACUCACCACGGCCGCCGUCCGGUUCUCGCCCAGGCGAUGUGCCCAUCUUGUCAACGAAUCUUGCACGGUCGAGCCGUGCUGAUCCUGGAGUGGGAGCACCACUGGAUGCACGAGCGUGGAGUGUGCGGCUGUCCCGUCGUCUUUCCUGACCUGGUUCGGCCUCGCAUUGUGGGCCGUGGUCAACCUUACUACGCAAGCCCGAGCGAGCCCGACUCGGACGACACCAAGAUUGUCGCCAAGCGCAGGGGAAAGGGAAGGAGGGGCAAGAGCAGCGGCAAAUGGGGGAGAAAGAAUACCAAGAAAGACCAAGCUAACCAUGGCCGCAUCACAGCUGGAACUGCCCCAGGAGAGGAGGAAGACAAGUCAACACCUGGCUCAUCGAAGAAGGCGCACGAAAGGGCCGAGCCUGGUGGAGUUUCUGUCCAGAUCUCCUCAUUCUUUGCUGUUGAGUGGGUUGCUGAGCAUCGCCGGUUGCACAAUGAAGGCGCCUGCCACUGUCCAGCCGACUUCUCCUUCUACCAGACUCCUGAUACCUAUGAAUCGGAUGCCCUGUCUGCAAAGGACAACCCAGUGGUUCCUGGCCGUAACGGAUCCAACGAGUGGUACGACUACACCGGCCUAGGUGUCCAGGUGUCCUCCUCUGGACCCCAAGUGCACCAGGGACACGACGCCUCUCAGCAGGGUACUUCAAGCGAUACCCAGUUGCAGGUGUACCAGCCUUCCAUCCUUGCUCCACAGGGAGCUCAGGUUCGAGAUGGCCAGCCCGCACGCUCCCCAGGCGCAAUCUACCAAGUCGACCCAGCCCACUCCAUGAACCCCCUCUACAACUACGUCUGCACCGAGGGCGGCGAGUUCAACCAAACCGUCGACAUCCAGCCCGUCGAGUACCCCAAGCCCGACAAUGCCCCACUCCCCCUCGUGGGCCUGCCCAUCGGCGCCGGACCAGAGGGCCCUCCGGCCCUGUGCCACGUCGGCGCGUUCGAAGACUGUGUGCUCCGCCGCCCUCGAGUCCCCGCGUCUAGGGUCUACACGAGCGAGGGCGUCGUUGCGAUGCUGCUGGUCGAGGCCAACGAUACGCGCGCCACCAGACUGGCGCGUCUCCUGCGCAAGAGCGCCUCGAUCGGGUGUAUUGCUGAGGUGGAGGCCGCUGAGCGUGGCCGCCACCCUGCGGGCGAGCGUCCAGGAUGGGAUAAUGGAAAUGCCUGGAGUGAGGCUGACGAGUGCCAGCGUUGGGAUCCUUUGGUUGCUGACGAGUGA